Molecule: messenger RNA, 2412 nt
Organism: Pristis pectinata (smalltooth sawfish)
Lineage: Eukaryota; Metazoa; Chordata; Chondrichthyes; Rhinopristiformes; Pristidae
Product: solute carrier family 35 member F5-like
Biological process (GO): regulation of peptide transport
Cellular component (GO): membrane
Source: RefSeq, a predicted model, not a curated record
AUUCCGUGCGCGCACGAUCCGCAGAGAGACGAUGAUUUAUAGUCAUCUGGCCAGGGACACCGAGGGGGGUGUUCUGUUUACAACAUUUCGUCUCCUGCUUGUCAUCGUCAAGAUGUGAUAUCCUCAUUCACUUUUCUGCAGGAAACAAAAGUAAAGUGUGAUUUGGUGAAGAGGCUGAGAGAAUAGGAUAUCUUUAUUCAGAAGGUGUCUAUAUGAAACAGUUUUUAAGGUUACAAAUGGUGUGGGUGUUUAUCAUGAACCGAAUGAGCUCACAGAGCAGUUUCCCCCAGAGGCGACGUAUGGUUCUCGGAAUAAUCAUUCUGUUGAUUGUUGAUGUCAUCUGGGUUGCAUCAUCUGAGCUUACUUCAUAUAUAUUUAAGAAGUAUGAGAAACCCUUCUUUAGUACAUUUGCCAAAGCAUCCAUGUUUGUACUUUACUUUAUUGGAUUCCUUGUUUGGAAGCCAUGGCGGGAGCAGUGUACCAAUGGAAGGCAUGUUGCAUUGUUUGCAGAUGCUGAAAGUUAUCUUGCAACUUGUACUACCGACACUAGUGUGAAUGAUUCCUUGGUGAAGUGACCCCUGUAUAUCCCAGUGAAGUUUCAUGAUUCUGCCAAUGAUAAAGCUAAUAAUGACAACAAUCCAGCUCUAAAAAAGACACGUGUUAGAUUCAGUAAUAUUAUGGAGGUGCGGCAGCUUCCGGCUCAUCACGCAUUUGAAGCAAAGCUUUCUAGGAUGUCCUAUCCAGCAGCAAAGGAUCAUGAAGCGGCAAUGAAAUCUGUUGGCAAACUGACAAUAUCACAAGUAGCAAAAAUCAGCUUUUUCUUCUGCUUUGUGGUUAUGGGUGUUCUGGCAAACUUUUCCUCAGAAGCAUUGUCUGACACUCAGGUUGCAAUUGUUAAUAUUUUGUCCUCUACUUCUGGACUUUUCACCCUUCUUCUGGCUGCUAUGUUCCCUAGCAACAGUGGAGACAGAUUUACAUUAUAAUUAUUAGCAGUAAUUUUAUGCAUUGGUGGUGUUACACUUGUAAGUCUCUCAAGUAAUGACACAGAGGGAAAAGGCACUAUAGGCUCAUUAUGGUCAUUAACAGGAGCGGUGCUGUAUGCUGUCUAUAUUGUCAUGAUUAAAAGAAAAGUUGACCGAGAAGACAAACUUGACAUUCCAAUGUUUUUUGGGUUUGUUGGACUAUUUAAUCUCCUGCUACUGUGGCCUGGGUUUUUCCUGCUUCAUUAUACAGGAUUUGAGGCUUUUGAAUUUCCAACCAAAACUGUAUGGAUGUACAUCCUUAUUAAUGGCCUUAUAGGGACUGUUUUGUCCGAAUUUCUCUGGUUGUGGGGUUGUUUUCUUACAUCAUCGCUAAUUGGUACACUUGCACUGAGCCUCACAAUACCUUUUUCCAUGAUAGCAGACAUCUAUAUGAAAAAGAUGGAAUUUUCAUGGUUAUUAUUUGCAGGAUCCAUUCCAGUUUUUCUCUCUUUUUUCAUUGCAACGCUUUUAUGCCACUAUAAUAACUGGGAUCCAGUAAUGGUUGGCCUUAGGCGGAUAUUUGCAUUUAUAUGCAGGAAGCAUCGGAUUCAGAGAACUCCAGAAGACAGUGAGCAGUGUGAGAGUUUGAUUCCUAUGCAUGGUGUUUCUCAAGAAGAAGGAACUAAUUGUUGUUCAUGAGGGACAGCCUGAAGAUAAAUCCAUGGAGUACUUUUGUGCUCAGACAAUCUUCUGAAGUUCUGAUGAAUCUGGUUUCUGUUGGUGCCUGUUCAAAUAACUUAGCCACAAAGUUUUAAAUCACCCAAGGCACUACAUACAUUUAAAAGCACCAUAUGUUGGAAACAUCUGUGGAACUUAAAAAAUGCAGAAUUGGUUUCUUAUCACUAAAGAAUGUUGUGAAAAACUCACCUGUCAAUACAAUUCAUCUGCCUUACUGAAUGUAUCGAACCUUCAGACGCAACUUGAAAAUUGAACUCCAUUUUGUGAAUCCGAGGAUUAACUUGUAUCUGAAUGAUAACUCUGUUUAUAGCUUUUUGGAACAUUCUUCAAUGUCAAGACUUAAGAAAUGUGUCUAAAGUAGAACAUGUUGAAUAAGUGAUGCCGACACUAAAAACAAAGGGAAAAUCAUUUUGAAAGAUAUUCAGUCCAAUAUUAGUAUUGUGUAUGCAUUUAACCUAAAAAGGAAGAAAAAUCAAUGAGUGUUCAAAGCAAAUUGAACAAACUACCAUCAAUUACAGUUCAAAAGACAGUAUUGCUAAGAUAGUUUGAAGUAUCUGAUUAAACAGUGGAUACACUACAUAGGCUGUUCCAUUUUAAAGACUGGUUCAGAUUUCUGUACUUUUAGUACUCUAAGUUUCAAAGUGAAUAUAUCUCUGAUUACUGUUAAAGCUAUCUGUUAAGUUGACUUGGAAUAAAUAAGACUUUUCCAUUA